Molecule: messenger RNA, 1457 nt
Organism: Carica papaya (papaya)
Lineage: Eukaryota; Viridiplantae; Streptophyta; Magnoliopsida; Brassicales; Caricaceae
Product: Oxidoreductase family protein
Molecular function (GO): nucleotide binding
Source: RefSeq, a predicted model, not a curated record
CAAAGGUGUGUUUUCUACUGCUUCUCCUUCACUCGCUCUCUCAACUCUCUCGCGCUCUCGCCCACGGGAAACUCCCCAUGGCCGCCGAAAAUCCGAUCCGAAUCGGCAUAAUGGGCUGUGCAGAAAUAGCGCGAAAGGUCUCGCGUGCCGUCACCUUGGCGCCUAACGCAACGCUGGCAGCCGUUGCCAGCCGCUCCAUCGAGAAGGCCACAGCCUUCGCGCGAGCCAACUGCUUCCCGGCUGAAGCCAAGAUCUACGGCUCCUACGAGGCCCUCCUUGAAGACCCCAACAUCGACGCCAUCUACUGCCCCCUCCCCACGGGUUUCCACGUGCAGUGGGCAGUGGCGAUCGCUCAGAAGGGUAAGCAUUUGUUGCUUGAGAAGCCGGUUGCGCUCAACGUCGCAGACUUUGACACGAUUCUCGAGGCCUGCGACGCUAAUGGCGUUCAGAUUAUGGACGGUACCAUGUGGAUGCAUCAUCCCCGGACGCAGAAGAUGAAGGAGUUCCUCUCUGAUCCGGAAUGUUUUGGGCAGCUCAAGACGAUACACAGCUACUUCACAUUUUCUGCUGAUCCCGAUUUUCUCAAGAAUGAUGUUCGUGUUAAGCCAGAUCUCGAUGGUCUUGGUGCUCUUGGGGAUGCUGGAUGGUACUGUAUCAGAUCAAUCCUAUUUGCAGCUAACUACGAACUACCUAAAACUGUUGUUGCCUUGCGGGAGCCUGUUUUCAAUGAUGCUGGUGUAGUUCUUUCUUGUGGGGCAUCUCUACAUUGGGAAGAUGGGAAAGCAGCAACCUUCUAUUGCUCAUUCCUGGGAAACUUGACAAUGGAUGUUACUAUGAUAGGGACAAAGGGAACUCUUCAUAUCCAUGAUUUCAUCAUUCCUUUUCAAGAGCGGGAGGCCAGUUUUAAGACAAAUUCAAAAGGUGGUUUUAAUGAGCUAGUCACAGGAUGGUUAUCAGUUCCAAGUGAGCACAUUGUUCCCACAGGUAUCCCCCAAGAAGCUUGUAUGGUGAGAGAGUUUGCUCGCCUUGUUGGAGAGAUCAAAAGGAAUGGUGCAAAGCCUGACAAGAAGUGGCCAACAAUUAGUAGGAAGAACCAACAGGUGAUUGACGCGGUGAUGGCGUCAAUUCAGCGCGGAUUUCAGCCUGUUGAAAUUGUGGGUUAAUCAACACUUUUGUAUGGUGAAAGUAGGCAUUUGCAUUUUAAAUAAGAAGACAGGAUCUGCCUUUCUGAUGCCUACCAUAUGUAAUUAUGUAUCAUGUAAAACUGAGACUUCACUGCUUGUCUUUAAUAAACAGUAUUUAUAAGUUUGAUAAACUUCAUUAGACCUUCACAGUUCAUGCUGAAGGAAUGAAGAAUUCAACAAGGAGAUUUCCUCCUGCCGAAGUAGGCGAGCGAUCCCUUUGUGUUGGUUUGUGGGUUAAAUUAUUUAAUAUGAAUUGUUCACAUAUUAAAUUUC